ACUGCAUCAAAAACCCACACUUUGAAUGACCCCUGAGCGGUUUGUUUUGCUGUCCCGGAGCGGUCACGUGCUGCAGGCGGGCAACGAGGCUUCAGACGUCAUCACUUCCGGCUGCGACCUAAACCACUAUCUGCACGCCACGUCAACGCCCCCUCCACGACGUGACAGUCGACACACGCUUCGAAGCUCGUCUCUUCCUGAAAUAGUCUUCACACGUCGGUAAGAACAGCAUGUCAGGCUCCAGAGUGAUGAGGGCAAUCCGGGUGAGCGAGUUCGGAGAUCCGUCCGUGCUGAAACUUUGCACCGACGUGAAGGUUCCGCAGCCCGGAAGAAGCCAGGUGCUAAUCCGCGUCCGUGCCUGUGGGGUCAAUCCCGUGGACACGUACAUCCGAACGGGGACGCACGUGGAGAAGCCCUCCCUGCCGUACACACCUGGCAGCAACGUAGCUGGACUGGUGGAAAGUGUGGCCGAGGAUGUCACGGCAGUGAAGGUUGGGGAGCGCGUUUUCACCACAUCCACCGUGUCUGGAGCUUAUGCUGAAUUUUCCGUAGCCACGGAAGAGAGCGUCCACAAACUGCCUGACGCUUUAGACUUCCACCAGGGGGCGGCCAUCGGCACCCCGUACUUCACGGCCUACAGAGCUCUGGUUCACAAGGCGCACGUCAAACCUGGAGACACUGUCCUCGUCCAUGGAGCCAGUGGAGGGGUCGGCGUGGCAGCGUGUCAGCUUUCGCGUGCGUUGGGCCUCAAGGUGCUCGGAACGGCGGGUACCGCAGAGGGGAUGCGGCUCGUCGCUGGCAACGGAGCUCACCUGACGUUUAACCACAGAGAGAAGGACUACGUUGGCAAAAUCAUGGAGGCCACGGGAGGGAAGGGCGUGGAUGUGAUUGUGGAGAUGUUGUCUAAUGUCAACCUCCACAAAGAUCUCCAGAUGUUGGCGCUGGGAGGACGUGUGGUGGUGGUGGGCUGCAGAGGCUCCGUAGAAAUCAACCCCAGAGACGCCAUGACCAAAGAGACCAGCAUCAUCGGCGUUUUUCUCCCAUUUUCUACGCCGUCGGAGAGGAAGGAGUGUACGGCGCUUCUCUAUGCUGGCUUGGAAGCUGGUUGGCUGCGUCCAGUCGUCGGUGCCCGGUAUCAACUGGACAAGGCUGCCCAGGCCCAUCAUGACAUCAUCCACUCUCCUGGGGCCACUGGGAAGAUGGUCCUGACCAUGUGAUGAUAACCAGGUCACCUGAUCAUUGGCAAGGGAUUGAAAUGAAUGCCAGUACGUGUACACGUGCCAAGAGAUGCUGGAUUCAAGUGAAAAAACGAUUGCUUUUAAUGUCGGCAUCACAAUUGUACACCAGAUGUCAAAGACCUGUGAUUGUACAUGAAGUAAUGGUACGUGGAAUAAAAGGAAUUGAACCAAAUCAAUUCAACUUGUAGCGUCGCACAGCAUCUGGCGCUCCUGUCAAGUUUUAUUGAUUUUGUGCCAACAGGAGUUCUCAAUACUCGCCGGCUAGCACACUUGUCUCCUCCUUUGCUCGCUUCCCCACAAUAAUAACACUUCCUUCUUAUCCACCAAUCACAGAGAGGUACGUUCAUGGACGUCAGAACUCAGACCAUCAACGUUACGACACUUACGGGUCGUUACACUCAUUUGAGAUCAGCUCAAGUUGACAGUUUAUUGCCCUUGCUGUCAUAAAGUUUAUGUUGAACGCAACAAGGUUUGAAUCCAACAUUUUAAUAGGUCUCUAUUUUGGUGGUUACCAUGGUAACAAAUAUGUCACGUCAGGCUUUCCACAGCAAAGAGACCGACAAAGGGCUAUUUUCCUAGCUGGUUCUCUAUUUUUAUGAUGAAUGAAAAUACUUUUGAGUUGAGUUGUAACAUUUGACACCCCAUUAAAGUAUCAGAAUACUGUAAAAUGGUCUUUAAUGGUGAAACAUACUGGUUUUGUAAACGAGCUAGCACCUUCACGUGUACACGUGACAUCAAGCCUGGGAUCGUCACAUGACCGUCACAUGACAACCACUCCACCAUGUUUCAUAGACUGUACAGGACAGACCAGCACAAAGCUGUAUAGGACACAUUUUUGGACAUUUAGUACAUUUAUGGGUUAAUUCUCCAUUUGUAAUCAUUCCAUGAGUGAAUCCAACACAUUUUUAUCAACAAACACGAGAGUCACGUUUGUGUCUUAGAUGACAUGCGGUGCUACUGCGCAUGCUCCAGAGCGGCUCAGGUAACCUUAGCGACAACACGCGCACACACACACGUACCUAUCCCUAACCCUCAUGCACAGUAUUCUUGAUGAAUGUUGUUAGUGAGUGUUUGCAGCACGGAUUGAGUGAUGUUAUCUCUUCAUCGGGUAAGUUGAUCAUUUUUAUUGAUCAGCUUUUAUAUUGGAAUUGGUAUUGGAUGGUAGUGGAUGGUAUUGGUAUUGGAUGUUAUUGGUAUUGGUAGUGGAUGGUAUUGGUAUUGGAUGGUAGUGGAUGGUAUUGGUAUUGGAUGGUAUUGGUAUUGGUAUUGGAUGGUAUUGGUAUUGGUAUCGGUGCUCAUGGAAUAAAAGUAGUGCAUGAUUGACGACUGAGAGUACUACUCAGCUUAGGUCAAUGAUGACUUGAUGAUACCGUGGAUGUAGAGUAUCAGUGAUAUAUUCAUGUUUCAGCAUUUGGGACCCCAAUUUUGUGGAUGUUUGAUGAAAACAUAAUUUUUCCUGAGGGGGGAACUUAUGUAACUGUAGCACACGGACUAUGCGGCUAUCAAAACACACACUUGCACGCAAAUAUACACACAAAAGAAUACCAUUUUAUAGU
Messenger RNA from Dunckerocampus dactyliophorus (ringed pipefish), 2794 nucleotides. RefSeq names its product crystallin, zeta (quinone reductase) (gene cryz). Gene Ontology annotation, molecular function: quinone reductase (NADPH) activity; mRNA 3'-UTR binding; zinc ion binding. The transcript has 8 exons. Lineage: Eukaryota; Metazoa; Chordata; Actinopteri; Syngnathiformes; Syngnathidae. Gene Ontology annotation, cellular component: cytosol. The record is from RefSeq and is a predicted model, not a curated record. The coding region runs from base 231 to 1217 and encodes 328 amino acids.